Labrus mixtus (cuckoo wrasse) is the source of this 945-nucleotide messenger RNA. RefSeq names its product olfactory receptor 6X1-like. Gene Ontology annotation, cellular component: membrane. The coding region runs from base 1 to 945 and encodes 314 amino acids. The transcript has a single exon. Gene Ontology annotation, biological process: G protein-coupled receptor signaling pathway. The record is from RefSeq and is a predicted model, not a curated record. Gene Ontology annotation, molecular function: olfactory receptor activity. NCBI's taxonomy places the organism in Eukaryota, Metazoa, Chordata, Actinopteri, Labriformes, Labridae.
AUGGAAAACUACACAUUCAACAGCCUCACACUCCAGAUGGAGGGUUUAAACGUCACAAAGGUAAACAAGUACCCCAUCUUUUUCUUUCUGCUCUUGACCUACGUGUUCAUAUUGACGGCCAACGUGGGCAUUGUGGUGUUGAUCUGGACGGAGAGAAGCCUCCACCAGCCAAUGUACCUCCUUUUCUGCAACCUGUCUAUUAAUGAUGUCAUGGGGAACUCUCUUCUUGUUCCCCGGGUGCUAGCAGACAUACUGGUGCCUCCCUCUGAGCGCCUCAUUCACUACUACGAGUGUCUGAUGCAAGCUUUUACCACACAUAUGUUCGGCACCAAUGCUCACACAGUGCUCAUGAUCAUGGCCUUUGACAGAUAUGUGGCCAUCUGUAAUCCUCUGCACUAUACAACCAUAAUGACUGAUAAAAUGGUGAUAAAGCUGACAAUUUCUGCCUGGGGGGUGGCUUUUGUGUUGGUGGCCAUUCUGCUGGGUCUGACCAUACGUCUGAACCGCUGCAGAACUCUGAUCAAAAAUCCUUACUGUGAUAAUGCCUCCUUGUUCAAGCUCUCAUGUGAAAAUGUGUUCAUCAACGACGUCUAUGGCCUCACGUUCACUGUCAUCCUGCUCUCAGCCUCUAUCGGCAGUAUAAUCCUCACAUAUUUGAAAAUCACAGCAGCCUGUCUGACCAGUAAGAGCAAGUCUUUGAACAGUAAAGCCUUAAAGACGUGCAGCACUCACCUGAUCCUGUACAUGAUCAUGCUGGCCAGCGGGAUGAUCCUGAUCACCCUCCAUCGUUUCCCAGAGUACUCCGAGUACAGAAAGAUUUCAGCCAUCCUCUUCAACGUCGUCCCUGGCAGCCUUAACCCCGUCAUCUACGGGCUGCAGUCUCAAGAAAUACACAAGUGCGUGUUUAAUAUUUUCCACUUGAAAAGAGUGACACCAUCACUUUAA